Molecule: messenger RNA, 5163 nt
Organism: Polypterus senegalus (gray bichir)
Lineage: Eukaryota; Metazoa; Chordata; Cladistia; Polypteriformes; Polypteridae
Gene: ccdc30
Product: coiled-coil domain containing 30
Exons: 28
Coding region: 605-4153 (1182 amino acids)
Source: RefSeq, a predicted model, not a curated record
CGGCCUCAGUCGCUGACUGCGGAGCCCGCGCCGGCUCUGAAAGUGGACUUGAGUUCUUGUAAUCAUCGCCUGGGGGCUUCUGCAUCAACUGUCUCUUUUUUGAGUCCUCCAAAUACCCAAGCCAAGCGUCUACUGUGUACAAUGCUGCCGGCUGGUGGGCUCUUUGAAAUAUAUUGGCCUCUCCUCCGCCCCGAUCUCCGCGGAGAUGUUCGCUUUAUUUUCCGGAGGACAUCGCCUCGGUACUCAUUUUAAUCGGCUCUGCUACACUGACAGCUGCGCCCACCCAUCUCAACUGGUGUUUCACUGCACCCUUCGCUCGGAUAGGAACGAAUGCUUUACUAGUGGGCAGCGAAACCCCCCACCGCGAAGGAGGUGCUCUCCUCUAAUAAUCGCCCACUCGGAGGACUGAGAUCCGGCGUGCGCCCCGCCUUGGCGAGGGGGUCUCCGUAGGAUUUAUGGGCAAGUGGAAACUCUGAGGCACAGAAAGCGUUUUAAGGAGUAUGGAGCCUGCCGAGGAUCAACAGGGUUCAGAUUACAACAAUUGGUUGGGGCGUGUCUCUGUUGGCUCUUGUCAAGUGCAGCAGGACAGUUCUCAUGGAAACACAUGCAGCACAAGAAAAGUGAAACCGGGCAGUCAAUGGACAGCUCAGCAAUGCCGGAGACCUUCUCAGAGAGAGCGGAACUGAAUGACAUCAUUCAGCGGCUGAAGAAGGAUGGCUUUGAUCCAGGAGCCACAGCUGAUGAGCGUCUCCGACAUCUGUGGCGCUUGUAUCUGCGAUGUGAAGGCAGCUUGCUGUCUGUCACCAAAGAUCUGGAGAUGCUACGCUCACAGCAAGAUGCUGAGAUGAAGGAGGUGGAGAGCUAUGUGGAGCACAUUCGUAACCUGUCAGAGGAGAGGGAGACGCUGACAGCAGAGUAUGAGCGAGACAACGAGCAGCUCAGGAUUGACCUGCAGCAGCUGCGUCUUGAACGGGAAGCCCAGAUGAAGGAGGUUGAGGAGAUGCUGGACCAGGAAGGCCUGGCUGACAUUGCUCAUAGCAGCCCCAGUGAACAGAUUGCCUACCUGCUAGUAGAGAGGGCCACUUUGCUGGAGAAGCUGGAGAAUGCAGAGGGCAAGCUUGACUCCCAGAGUUACACAGGCAGUGUGCGAGAAGUGCAUCUACAGGAAGAACUAGACCAGAUUCGGCAAACUUUAGAAGAGGAACUGCGGCAGCAGAGGGAAUCCAUGCAGCGAACCAAAGAAACUAUGAACAAGGAUUUGCAGGCCCCCAGCCAGAGCCCCUGGAAGAAGCUGUUCGGUGUGCACAGGGCAGCACAGAGUACCCACGCUGGUGCUCCCACGUAUGAUGACGAGUUAAGCAGUGAGCGACGGCUCCGUGAGCGGCUCGAGAGAGACUUGGAUGAGGCGGCACGCCGGUUGUCCAUGGCACAUGAAGAGAUCCGCAGGCUCACUGAUGAGCUCGACAUUCUCAGGAAGGCACAUCAAAACGACCCAGAAGUGCUGAAGGCUCAACAGGAGGCAGACCGUCUGAGAGAAGAGGUGAAAAAAUUAAAAGAUGCAGAUCUACUGGAGCUGGAGAAGGCCAAGGAUCACAAUCAGAGGCUUGAUAAAGAAAACCUGGCUUUGAGAAACCGUGUCCGCUCCUUAGACUCACAAAGGAAGAUGUUGCAAGAAACGGUGGAACAGCUAAGGAACGACCAGCAAGCAGAAUCCUGUGAGACAGACAUACUACUAUCCCAGGCCAUAUCCGGCCUCCAAAGCCCACACCAAAUGGCUCCAAGUGAUUGUCAUGUGCAGAACAAUGCCUUAGAGCUGAAGUUACCAGAGGAGAUUCAUGCAAGGUGCCAGCAGGAUAUCAUUGAUAAAAACUGCCGCAUUGAGGAAGCCAACAGGAAGUUGCAGAAACUGCAAUUUGAACACGAGGAACUGGUAGAGCGAAAUGAAGAGCUAGAAUCUAUCCUUGGAGAAACGCAAAACAAAAUCAAGGAUGAAAAGGAGCAUUUUGAGAGUGAGGUGGAGGGAAUGCAACGGAAGAUUUCAGAUUUGGAAGCAGAAAUUUCCAGGCUGCGUAAGAAGCUGCAGGAGCCUAAUGGAUCUAGUGAUCUAUGUAAACAUUGUGUCAAGCAGGAAAACGUCAGGAAUGAGACUCGUGGUACCUACUGUCCACCAGAAGAGCUCAUCUGUGCAGCAGCUGGGCCACAGCUGAAGGCACCUUUGCCAAAGCAGCCAGAUGAGGAGAGAAGACGAGUGCAGCAGAACCUGACAACCGAGUCAAGUACAGUGGUGCAAGAUUUGAAACGAGAGCUACAAAAGCUGGAAGAGGAACGCAGUGCCAUGCGGGCUGUGUUAAGUGAGACACAAGCACAACUGGCCGAGCUCCAGAAACGUCUGAGUAAGGAUGCUGAGGAGAAGCGGCACCUGGCUACAGAACUGCACAUCACCAAACAGCAGCUGGAGUGCAGGAAGGAGGGGAGCCUGCUAGAGUCGGGACUGGACUGUGAAGAGAGUGGCAGCAGCAGUCAGCUGCUGGCGUUGCGAUUGGAAAUGGGCUGCCUACAGUCCACUCUGGAGGAAGAGCGGCUUCUGGCCAGUCAGCACCAAUUGGCUCUGCAGGCACAGAUCAGUGAAGCACAGAGCCGGAGUAAGUCCCAGGACUCCCUGCUGCAGCAAAGGGGAGAAGAGGUCAAGCAGCUCCGGCAUGACCUAAACAGGGUGCAAACCCUUUUCACUUCUGCUGAAAGAGAACUGCGUUAUGAGCGAGAGAAGAGUCUUGAUCUGAAGAAGCACAUUGCCCUCCUGGAGCAGGAGAAGACUCGAAUGACUGCUGAAUUAAAGAAGCUGCAGACGCGCCUGGUAGAACAAGAGCAGGCAAAUGUAUCCCUGAAUGCAGAUCUGGAGCGAAGACAUCAGAAAGUUAUGGAGCUAGAGUUAACAGCUGUAAGGAGGAGUGAGAGCAACCAGACACAGCAGAGCCUCCAGGAAGAACUGAUAUCUGAGAGGAAGAGACUUGCUGUCACAGAGAAAAAGGUCCAGGAGUUGCAGCAGCAACUCAAAGGUGUCCAACAUCAGCUACGUUUGGCUGAAACCCGCACCCUAGAGUUGGAGCGGAUGGAAGCAGAGAGCCGGACUGCUGCAGAUAGCCUGGCAUCAUACAGGAGUCGGCUGCAGGAUGAGCAGCUCCAGAGAAAACUGCUGGAACAAAAAAUAGAGGAACUGCAGCUCCAGGUUCAGACCUUACGAGAGAAGGAGAACACACUAACUUAUACCAAUAGUGAGCUGAGUCACAAACUGCAGCAGCAGGGGGCACGCCUCAGCAUUCUGGAGGAUGAGCACAGUCUCACUACGGAUGAGCACCAGCAAAGUCGAAAAGCUAACCAGAAACUGUAUGAGCAACUGGUGUGCUGCCAGCAGGAGUCGGAGAAGCUGCAGGAGGAACUGCAACAGGUGAUGCAACAGCUAGACUCCCAUAUCAGAAAGUACAAUGAGAAGCAGACACGGCACAAGAGUAAGCUGCGCAGAGCCAAGCAAGUUUUCCUGAAGGAAGUGGCGGAGAGGGACGUCAAGAUUAAAGAGCUAGAAGACAAGAUGGAUGUGGCUGCCAGUCUAUCUGAGAAGGAGCAGGAAUGGAUUCAGAGGCUCAAUGAAGAAAAUGAGAAGCUGCUUCACGAAAAGCGAGAACUUCUGAGACAGCUGAGCGAGGAAGAGGAACUCGGUCAAACCAGCGUCCGCAACGUGUGCACCGUGCAGCGGAGAGUUAACUUCCUAGAGGAGGAGAACCGACAACUGUAUGACAGGACGCUGCAACUUUCCAGUCAGGUGGGGGCGCUGGAGCGAGCCCUGAGGAGUAUCCAGUCGUUCUGUGGCACUGAGGAGCUGAAGAAAGCGCUCACCGGUGAAGGAAUCAUUGUGAAUGGAGGCCUUCUCCAAGCACCCAGCCUCAGCUUUCCAACAGGUAGCCUGAAUGUCCUGGAUAUUCUAGAAGUGAUCCGGAAGGUCAAGGCCAUGGAGCUGCCAGAGUGUCAGCAGACCCCAUUCUCCAGUCCACGCUCCCAGCCCAGUGACAUUGGCUACCUGAAUGUGACCCCAGCCGGCGCAUGCGCUAGGACUCCAGAACCGACAGAGAGCCUCAGCACAGGAAACGAGGGGGUCUGAUGGCAGAGACUGGCAGAAAGGAUUGGGCUGGGACUCACUGAGACAAUGGCAGUAAAUGACAGCUGGGACGGGGCAGCAAGAACAAACCUAAACAAUUAUUUUUUGGUAAAAGAACAGCAUGGCUUGUGCCAGGCCCACAGUUUACUUGGACAAAUGCCAUAAUGCUUUAAUAUUUUAUGGGCGGCAGACUUACCAAGUUCAGGCAUGCAGUUUGGACAUUUGCAUUGCAUCACAAAUGACAGAACAACUCUUGAAAUGCAGAACUAGAUUUACCCAAGAACAGGUCACGGCUACACAGUUAUUGUGGCUGCAGGAAGGAAGGGUGGCAAAAAUGCCACUCUUCCUAUUGCAGACAAUGCCAAAAUGUUUAAGUGUUUAACAAUGAGGACAAUGUGUUACCGUAGGGAGAUGCAGGGCGAGAGCAGCUUAGCAUUAGAGCCACACUCCCGGAUUGCUUGCUGAAAUAGCUGGAAGGGACGCAAGCUGACAGCAUGGCAGAGGACAGCAGUGACCCCAGCUGGCUUCCUACCCAAUACAACCCCUUUUUUCCAGCAUUCAUACUUGCAGAAAUCUGGCAACCUGGCUGAGCGCACAAGGAUCAAAGGGUGCAGAGAGGCUAGAGAAAUGGGCCUCUGAAGAGAUGCUGCCAUCUAGGCUCGAGGUGUAGAGCUUCAAAAAUGUGGCCUUCGUGCAUUCAGAGAAUCAGAGCAUCGCUCUGUUAAGAUGGAGGAGUCCAGAGCCAACCGAGAGCUCACAGCCUUGCUUUGAAGAAAUGUUUUAUUUAUUAUUAUUAAUUAUUAAAUGGCUGGCGGCUGCUUUCAAAGUUUGAGAGAAAUCAUUGGGACUUGUUUAAGGUCUGAGGUUGAUCUUGCAAACAGGGGUCUGGAGAGACUCCUAGGUUUGAAGCUCCUCUGCAUGAAUUUUUAAAAAUCAUGUAUUAUGCAAUGGAACUAACAAAUAUAAAGUGCACUUUGUAUUUUUUAUAAAAGUAAACUACUUCAUUAUCUGCU